AUGAUUACCUGGCGUUCGAUCGCCCGCACGUUCCAAAGGCACCAUGCGCCGCUCAGAGCCCAAGUACGGCAGCUGAGUCUGCUUGAACAUCAUUCCCACAAACUACUCAAAGAAUUCAAACUACCAGUUCCACUGGGAUUCCUAGUUACAACCCCAGAGCAAGCCAAGGAUGUUGUCUCCGAGAUGACAUAUGGACCCUCAAUGAUAAAAGCCCAAGUCCUCGCAGGCGGGCGUGGUAAAGGCAAAUUCAACAGCGACGGGAAAAGCGGCGUCCGACUAGUCGACUCGCCAAGCGAAGCCUUCCAAAGCGCCACCAACAUGCUCGGAUACUACCUAACCACAGCACAAACCCCUAAAGAUGGACUCCGCGUCGACUCGCUCUACAUCUACAAAGCCGUAUCCAUCGCACAGGAAUUCUAUUUCGCAAUGACAUUCGACCGACAACGCAGCUCACCCGUGCUACUAGUCUCCUCAUCGGGUGGAACCAACAUCGAGUCGAACGUAGACAGCCUGCACAAAAUCUGGUUCGGACUGUCGACCGGCAUCACCGACGAGAUCCACGCGUAUAUCCAAGCCGAGCUUGGAUUCUCGGAUGUCGAGAUGAAGGAUAUACACCGGAUCCUGGUGCAGAUGGUUAAGUUGUUCAAGCAGAAAGAUGCCACGCUGCUUGAGUUGAAUCCGCUGGUGCGCACGGAGGAAGGGGAAUUUGUUUGUCUGGAUGCUAAGUUUGGGUUUGAUAAUGCGGCGCGGUAUAGACAGCAGGGGAUUUUUGCGUUGGAGGAGAGGUCGCCAGAACAGGAGGAGGAACAUCAGUUGGCAAAAUUGGGGCUUAAUUAUGUGCGGCUUGAUGGGAAUAUUGGGAAUAUUGUUAAUGGGGCUGGGUUGGCGAUGGCGACUAAUGAUCUUAUUGGUUUGUUAGGUGGAAAAUGUGCUAACUUUUUGGAUGUUGGCGGUGCGGCGACGAAGGAGGCUUUGUCAAAGGCUUUUGGGGUUUUGAAGAAUGAUCCCAGGGUUAAGGGGAUUUUGAUCAAUAUCUAUGGUGGAAUUGUGCGAUGUGAUAUGAUUGCCGAGGCGAUUAUUGCCGCUGCUGCUGAGAUGGGUGGUUUUAAAUGUCCUGUUGUGGUUCGGUUACAGGGUACUAAUUCCGAAAAGGGGUUGAAGCUGAUCGAAGAGUCUGGGUUGGAUAACGUGGUUGUAGAACCCGAGUUUGAGGAAGCUGCUCAGAUGAUUGUGAAGCUAACACCCGGGGUUGAAUCGUAA
Messenger RNA from Penicillium samsonianum, 1260 nucleotides. Its product is annotated as succinate--CoA ligase subunit beta. Gene Ontology annotation, molecular function: succinate-CoA ligase (ADP-forming) activity; ATP binding; metal ion binding. The transcript has 7 exons. NCBI's taxonomy places the organism in Eukaryota, Fungi, Ascomycota, Eurotiomycetes, Eurotiales, Aspergillaceae. The coding region runs from base 1 to 1260 and encodes 419 amino acids. Gene Ontology annotation, cellular component: mitochondrion; succinate-CoA ligase complex. The record is from RefSeq and is a predicted model, not a curated record. Gene Ontology annotation, biological process: tricarboxylic acid cycle; succinyl-CoA metabolic process.